Molecule: messenger RNA, 834 nt
Organism: Pseudomyrmex gracilis
Lineage: Eukaryota; Metazoa; Arthropoda; Insecta; Hymenoptera; Formicidae
Product: tctex1 domain-containing protein 2-like
Exons: 4
Coding region: 104-658 (184 amino acids)
Biological process (GO): microtubule-based movement
Cellular component (GO): cytoplasm; cytoplasmic dynein complex
Molecular function (GO): dynein intermediate chain binding
Source: RefSeq, a predicted model, not a curated record
UCUUUUGAUGAGCGUCCUUUGUUCCGCGCGCCGCCGUUUGCAGCAGCUUCUCCUCUCCCGAGAAUAAUUCGUUCACGUCACUUGUCACUGCAGGCUACUUAAAAUGAGUAAAUCCCAGAAUAAACAAGAUAUGUGGGAUGUGGUGGCAAAGAAAUUAUCGCGUCUGCGAUUCAACGGCAAAGCGCUGACAGAUAGCAUAGAGAACCAGACCAAGAGAAAAACGCUGUCGAAGCUCUCCAUGAUUGGUUUCAAUGGGACUGGCUUAUUCUUUCACAGACGCGGGGAUCGACUUAAGAUCCCGAGAUAUCAGAACACCUAUCGCUUAGAGCCAUUUAAAGUUUUUUCCCCGAGAACGGUCGACAAGCUUAUCCAUGACGUGAUGGAGACCAAAUUAUCGUCGGUCGUGUCGUAUCAGCCGAAACAGGCGUCUAAAUUAUGCAAAGAUAUUGCCGCCGAUGUACUCGAGGCUGUCAACAAGAAAGAUUACGACAGAUGCAAACUGGUGACGCAGGUGUACGUAGUCCAACGCUUCCAGCAAAGUAUAUACGCGGCCUUCCAGUGUCUCUGGGAUGCGGAGCACGAUAAUUACUCAUAUUACGUGUUCGAAAACAAUCAUAUAUACGCGUGGUGCUGCGUGUUUGCUUUAUAUUAUGACUGAAUGAGAUAAAACAAUUCGCAAAGUAUACAUAUAUUUGCAUUACUCGCUCAUUAUUUUGUAAUAUCGAAUUACACAUUAAUAACCUAACGCUUAUACAUAUUUAUUAUUGUGGGAUUUAUUGUCGUGGAACCGAUAUAUAUAUUAGUAUAUUGGUGGAGUUAUUUCGAUUAUAACAG